CCGCCCGUCAGGUCCAGUGUUCAGUUAAUGCACAACCCGGACUCAAGUGCCUCUCGCGCCGCGGACCCAGGCUCGCAGCCCCGGACGCUGGGACAGGCCGCCCGCAGGCCAGCCGCGCCGCGCGCGGGCCACAGCGCCGCCCGGAGGACCCGCCCACCAGCCCGGGGGCAGCCAAGCGGCGUCUCCCCGAGGCCGAUGCGCACCCGGGAGCGCCCCCAGAUCCGCGGCUCCCCGGGGGACACGCAGACCCGCCCGCCUGGCCCUGGGCCCCCGCGACUGGUGCCUCCGGGCCUCAAAACCAGUGCCCCCCGCCCUCUGGGCCAGCCCCAGCCUGGAGCCCACAAGGCAAAGCCCAGGAAGAUUGUUUUUGAGGAUGAGCUGCCCUCCCAGACUCUUCUGAGCGCCAAGAAGCAUAUUGGAGCCAUCCCUGGUGGGCAUAUACCUAGGCCUCACCCAGUGCCCGACUAUGAGCUUAAGUACCCCGCAGUGAGCAGUAGGAGGGAAAGAAGCCGCUAUGCUGCAGUGUUUGAGGACCAGUACGGAGAGUUCCUGGAGCUCCAGCAGGAGGUGGGGUGUGCGCAGGCAAAGCUCCAGCAGCUAGAGGCCCUGCUGAGCUCACUGCCCCCGCCCCGAAGCCAGAAGGAGGCUCAAGUUGCAGCCCGUGUCUGGAGCGAGUUUGAGAGGAAGCGGAGGGACCCUGGCUUCCUGGACAAGCAGGCUCGCUGCCACUACCUGAAGGGCAAACUGAGGCAUCUCAAGACCCAGAUCCAGAAAUUUGACGACCGAGGAGGCAGUGAGGGCUCCGUGUACUUCUGAGCAUCCUGGCAGACAGGCACAGGGACACAUAGGGGUGAGGGGCCUUUGCUUCUCUUUGUGCCUCCUGGCCUUUGCUGUCGCUGUUCUGCCCCCCUGGGGUAGCUUUUCCUGAUUGCGGGUGCCUCGUCCUUUUGGGCUCAUCUCUGGUAGCCCCUCUUUAAGGAAGCCUUCCCAGGACCUCCUCCAGGUCUGACCCAGAUCCCAGCUCAUCCCCUGGAAGUAGGUCUUGCUCUCCAUCCCAAUGGAAUAAACACAUAUUA
This is a messenger RNA of Propithecus coquereli (Coquerel's sifaka), 1076 nucleotides long. It is a transcript of the gene OCEL1, whose product is annotated as occludin/ELL domain containing 1. Lineage: Eukaryota; Metazoa; Chordata; Mammalia; Primates; Indriidae. The coding region runs from base 28 to 816 and encodes 262 amino acids. Gene Ontology annotation, biological process: bicellular tight junction assembly. The transcript is spliced from 6 exons. The record is from RefSeq and is a predicted model, not a curated record. Gene Ontology annotation, cellular component: bicellular tight junction; apical plasma membrane; cytoplasmic vesicle.